AUGUUGGAUAAACGUUCAGUCAGCGGAGCCUUGUUCUUUGUUUGGAUUUUUGUGUUGAUUCAACCUUCGCGCCAAUUCAUCGUUCGAUUUCCUGAUUCAGCAACUUCACGAUUCUCAAAUGUCAGGAAACUUUACUAUUCGAGCGAAUUGAAGGAGUACUUGGGAAGCGGGGACUUCAAUUCAACACUUCCUGGGGAUGAUGUACUUAUGGAUGCCUAUAACAAAUGGAGAAUGCAAUUCAACAAGGGGGAAUAUUCGUCAGAACGAUUUGAGAAUUUCAAGAUCAACUAUAGAACUCUAAUGACAGCAAAUGCAAAUGCUGCAUCAGAACGACAAGCUCACGAAGGCAGAUCACAGGGGUUUCCAUCCUAUAUGAGUUUGAAUGAGUAUGGGGACUGCUCCAUUGAAGAAUACAAGAAGAUUAUGGCUUCCGUUGGCAAAUUUGCCAGUCAGAAGAAUGUGAACCCAACAUCUUCUAGCACUGCACCCAAUCAACAAGCAACUGCAUCGUACGGGCCGAUUGGGGACCCACUUGAAUGGGAUAUUGACAGCGGUGAGAGUGAGAUCGACAAGGAAAUACGAGUUGAAGAAGCCAGACGAAAUGAAGAAGCCAAGGAGUACGAAAUCCGACUAAUAUAUGAGGCUUGGUGCGAAGAAAAAGGAAAGCCAUUCGACGAAUCGCGGCUGCCUAUAUUCGCAGAACACUACUCAAACGCAGUAGAAUAUUGUGCACAAACCAACAAACCUUUAAAGCUGAAUGAAUACGCCGACCUCACAGCAGAAGAAUACAGCUCACGUAAGAUCAACAAACAGCAGAAGGAAGAAAAAGAAUCAGCAGCUUCCUUCAAUUGGCAGCGACAAAGUGAAUUGUCAGCGCCAUUCAAACGGCAGAAGGAGGAAAAAGAAUCAGCUUCCUUCAAUGGGCAGCGACAAAGUGGAUUGUCGGCGUCAUUCGACGGGCAGCAGCAGCAAGAACAUUCAGCACCCUCAUUCGGUGGGCAGCAGCAACAGAAAGAGCCAGCAGUCCCAUUCAACGGGCAGCAGCAGCAAAAAUAUUCAGCACCUUCAUUCGGUGGGCAGCAGCAUCAGAAAGAGCCAGCAAUCCCAUUCAACGGGCAGCAGCAUCAGCAGCAAAAAUAUUCAGCACCUUCAUUCGGUGGGCAGCAGCAACAGAAAGAGCCAGCAGUCCCAUUCAACGGGCAGCAGCAGCAAAAAUAUUCAGCACCUUCAUUCGGUGGGCAGCAGCAACAGAAAGAGCCAGCAGUCCCAUUCAACGGGCAGCAGCAGCAAAAAUAUUCAGCACCUUCAUUCGAUGGGCAGCAGCAACAGGAAGAGCCAACAGUCCCAUUUAACGAGCAGCAACAAACACCUGCAGAUUCGAAGCCUCCAAGUCAAGUUCCUUUGCAUACUGGCAUGUCCUCGAAUGGUUCUUAUUUGGACAGCAUAUCAAAAGGCAAGGUCCUUGCUACAUACUUUGGAGAGAAGCCAGAGCUAAAAGGAGAAGAUUUGGACGCUCUUUUUUCAAAACUCAACCAAGCAAAAGAGAUGGAAGAAGAGACCAAGAUUCAAGCUCGGAGAGCUGAAGUCGCUGCUCUUGAGGCGGGAGAGGUAGCGAGAAUAAAAGAGGAAGAACAAGCUCGUUUAAGCGCAGCAGAAGAAGCUCGACAGCAAAUGUUGGAAGAAUCUAGACUACAAGCUUGGGAGGAAGCUCGGCGCCAGGCUGAAAUCGAAGCGAAACAGAGAGCUCAAGAAGCAUCUCAAGGAACAUCGGAAAUUCCAUCAAGCCCCCCAGCUGUCGCUUUUCGGCCAUUGUCAGGAUCUUACUUGGGAGCUGUCGCGAAGACAUGGGAGUCACGGUCCGAAUACUUGGCUCAAUUGGAAGCUUCAACUAAGUACUUGGAGAGCUUGCAAGAUACGCCUCCAUCAGAACUACCUAGAAUGUACGAUGAAUUGGACGCGUUGACCGGCUCAUUGCCCAUUGUUGCAAACAGAGCAGAAGCAAAGAAAGUUGUAUCCAGCUUAAAUACGGUAGAAGAUCUGUGGGAGGAUGAGAUGAUUGAAAAUAAAUUUGAAACUCCAGUAAAUGAGCCUACUGAGAUCAAGGAUGACACAGCUACCACAGUAACCGAGGUAACAAAGAUCAAAGAUACCACUGACUCGUCCACAAGACGACAGCGGGAAGAGGUGGCCGCUCGAAGGGCCCGCGAGGAGGCUGAAGAGUGGAUGCGAAUCCAGAAACAGCUCGAGGAGCAGGCUGAUCUUGCUCGGGAGCGUAGGGAACGUGAAGAGAAUGCGCUGCUAGAAGCUCAGAAGAGGUCAAAAGCACUCAAGGCUGCGAAUCUUGAGCGUGAGCGCCGUUUGAAGGAGUUCCAGGCAAUGGAAAGAAAGACCGAUGAUACUGAGGAAAUCGACAGGAUAAAACAGCUGCAAGAGAACACAGAGAGAGCUCUCCGAGAGGCCGCAAAGCUGAAGCAAGAAUUGGAGAAUUUCAACAAUUCGAAAUAUCCUUCUAUCAUGUCUUUCUUUCGAGGCAAUGAGGGCAAACCGAAUCUUGGUGCUUUCAAGCAGAACCAGCAGUUUGCGGCAGCGCAACGAAAGCGUGCCGAAGUGCUGAAUCGAAUAAACACCCAAGAUCAAAAAAAGAACUUAUUCGACUGGCUGCAGAAUCCUUCAGCCGAGAAAUCAAAGACUCUUGCUUCGGUAACAAUGUGGUCAGAGAAUAAAGACGGCAGCAUAACUGGUAUUGUGGAAAAAUCACGUUCUUUUGACAAAGGGGUACGAAUAACAACAUCACCAAUAAUUGGAAAAGCAUACGAGGGUGCAGUCGUAGUCACUGCUUCAGGUAAUCGGUACCAACUCGGAGAGAAAGAAACGUCAUCUGUUGGUGGAACUAAAGCUGCUGAAGUGUUUAUGGGUUUCGUUGAUGGGUUUCAGAAGACGCAAAAGGCAGCAUUGCUGUUCGAUUGGGAAGUAAAUAAAGAUGGUACACUCACUGGAAUCGUCAGCAAGAAGAAGGGAUUCAACGAUGGUGUCAAGAUCACAACCUCGCCUGUUAUCGACGCAAUCGGACCGGGAAGGGUAGUCCGAACUCGUGGGGGAAGCUAUUACCGCCUUUUGUAG
Molecule: messenger RNA, 3120 nt
Organism: Cylindrotheca closterium
Lineage: Eukaryota; Bacillariophyta; Bacillariophyceae; Bacillariales; Bacillariaceae
Source: the annotation of a GenBank genome assembly